This is a messenger RNA of Caenorhabditis briggsae, 1311 nucleotides long. RefSeq names its product Protein CBR-TOH-1 (gene Cbr-toh-1). The coding region runs from base 1 to 1311 and encodes 436 amino acids. Gene Ontology annotation, molecular function: zinc ion binding; metalloendopeptidase activity. Lineage: Eukaryota; Metazoa; Nematoda; Chromadorea; Rhabditida; Rhabditidae. The transcript is spliced from 8 exons. The record is from RefSeq and is a predicted model, not a curated record. Gene Ontology annotation, biological process: proteolysis; molting cycle, collagen and cuticulin-based cuticle.
AUGACUAAUUCAUUGGUGCUCAUUCUUGCUCCGUUGGCACUGGUUGCCAUCGGAGAUGCUGCGUUCGGCAAUACUUCAAAGAUCUUUGAGAUUCCGGGUCUAGAAGUUAUGGCUUCCGAUAAAUAUCCACACUUUACAACGAUUGAAACAGUCAGCAGAACGAAAGUCCAUCGACAUCGACGCGAGGUGAUAGCUGGACCAAUUUAUGACUGGAGUUCCUAUGAAAUUCCUUUCCAAAUUUGGGGUGGCGAUUGUGAUGAAAGUACCCGACGAGGGCAUGUGGACACUUGUAGACGAAUCACGCGUAUGGCAAAAAAGUAUAACUUUCAAAGCUUGAUCCGGCGCGGGAUUCGAAUGUGGGAAGAGUCGACAUGUUUGAGGUUCAGAGAAAAUAUGCAGAGCCGCGAUGCCAUCCGAUAUGUGCUAGAGAAAGGAGACAGUUGCUUCACUGAAUACAUCGGAAGAAACGGAGGUCAUCAAGACAUCAUCAUCGGAUCAGAAUGUGCUGAAGAAUAUGUGGUUGCUCACGAGACAGGACACGCCCUUGGUUUCUGGCACACUCAUCAGAGACCGGACCGUGAUCGUCACAUCUCAAUCAACUGGAAGAAUGUGAUGGAAGAGGCAACUGCUUCAUUCAUGCCGUUCCGAUCAAUGCUCCAAGCUUUUGGUAUUCGGCAGGUCUCGCCACGAAGAAUUCCAUAUGAUUAUGGUAGUUUGAUGCAUUAUCAUGCAGUUGCACAUGCCGUCAAGGUUUCUGAUUUUACUAUUGUUCCAAAGGAAUUGAAAUAUGUCACAACAAUGGGAACAGAGAAAAUGGCAUUUUUGGAUGCAAAGGUUAUCAAUGAUAUUUACUGUCCAAACGCCUGCCAAGGAAGGCACCAUCUGAAUUGUCUUGCUGGAGGAUAUCCAGAUCCAAACAACUGUAACGUCUGCCGUUGUCCAGAAGGACUUGGAGGAGCCGAUUGUAGUAGACUUCAGCCAUCACCAUGUGGUGGUGAAAUCCAUGCAUCUGAUCAAUGGCAAACGUUGUCCAGUCCUCAAGGACGAGAUGUUCAUUGCUAUUGGAGAAUCUCUGUACCCGAUGGUUCCAGAGUUCGUUUCCGUCUCUCGGAUGGUGAAUUCCCGUGUUCGUAUGGUUGUCAAUCGUACGUCGAGAUUAAACACAAACUGGAUGUCAGGCUUACUGGAUUCAGAAGUUGUUGUUACCGACCAAAAGAAGAUACUGUAUCUGAAAGUAAUCAAAUCUUUGUGAUCUACCAUCCAAAUGGACGAACUGCUCGAUUCUCACUUCGAUUCCGUCGUCAAACCUAA